This is a messenger RNA of Orycteropus afer afer, 445 nucleotides long. It is a transcript of the gene RPS25, whose product is annotated as ribosomal protein S25. Lineage: Eukaryota; Metazoa; Chordata; Mammalia; Tubulidentata; Orycteropodidae. Gene Ontology annotation, cellular component: cytosolic small ribosomal subunit. The record is from RefSeq and is a predicted model, not a curated record. Gene Ontology annotation, molecular function: structural constituent of ribosome.
AUGGUAAGCUUCAAGGAUCCGCCCAAGGACGACAAGAAGAAGAAAGACGCCGGAAAGUCGGCCAAGAAAGACAAAGACCCAGUGAACAAAUCUGGAGGCAAGGCCAAAAAGAAGAAGUGGUCCAAAGGCAAAGUUCGGGACAAGCUCAAUAACUUGGUCUUGUUUGACAAAGCCACAUAUGACAAACUCUGUAAGGAAGUUCCCAACUAUAAACUUAUAACACCAGCUGUUGUCUCAGAGAGACUGAAGAUUCGAGGUUCCCUGGCCAGGGCAGCUCUUCAGGAGCUGCUUAGUAAAGGACUUAUCAAGUUGGUUUCAAAACACAGAGCUCAAGUAAUUUAUACCAGAAACACCAAAGGUGGAGAUGCCCCCACUGCUGGUGAAGAUGCAUAAACAGGUCCAACCAACUGUACAUUUUGAAAAAUAAAACUUUAUUAAAUCAAAA